Molecule: messenger RNA, 4373 nt
Organism: Microplitis demolitor
Lineage: Eukaryota; Metazoa; Arthropoda; Insecta; Hymenoptera; Braconidae
Gene: Naglu
Product: alpha-N-acetylglucosaminidase
Exons: 14
Coding region: 1845-4169 (774 amino acids)
Source: RefSeq, a predicted model, not a curated record
GACGAUCAUGGAGAAGCAUACAUUUUUAUUAAAUAUAUGAAAUACAGCUUUCAAAUAAUAUAUAUUUUCAUUAAAAAACAUUAAUAAAUUCUUAUAAAAUUUACAAAUAAAUAAUAUUAAUUUUCCAUUUAAAAAAUAAUCACUUCAAGUAAAAAAUUGCAUUUUUUAUUAUUAAUUUUCCUAUUUAAAAAAAAAAAAUUUACAGUUAAUUGGCCAUAGAAAUUUUUUUUCAUUGUAGAAAAUAUUGUCACCGUAUAAAAAUUAUAAUUAUUUUAUUAGUUGACUGAACAAAAAUGUCUACUGGGUAAAAAAUUUUCUGAGUGAAAGCAGAUUAAAUCCGGAGUUGAUGCGGAGCGGGUUUUUUUUUAUUUAAUCUCCUCGGAGUGAAAUUCACUCCGAAAGGAGUUUAUUUCAAUGUUGAAACUCCGAAUCGAAGUGAAAUAAAAUUCAUAUCACUCCGAAAUUCGCUGGAAAAAUAAACUCACUAUUUACUUCCCAUUAGGAAUGGUCUUCCCGACGAAAAAAGAUUUUAUAUAAGAGUAUAGUUAUAUAUGAAUUAUAUACAAUUGGAUUGAGGCGAUGGAUAAUUACAUAAAUUUUUUGUAUAGUUAUAUACAAUCGUAUAUAGUUCUAUAUAAAAAUGCAAAAAAUAAUAAAAUUAUAUACAAAUGUAUAUAUUUGUAUACAAAUAGAUAUAAUUAUAUUUAUUAUCGGGCCAUUUUUUCUAUCCAAUUUUAUACAAUUGUAUAAAAUUUUUUUUCAUCGAGUUAUUAGAAACUCCGAGUGAAUUCAGAUUUAAAUAAAAUUCGUAAUCACUCAAAAUUCACUCUGGACUUUUUACAGUGUAUAUGUAAAAAUAAUUAUCAAAUUCAUUAAAUAAUAUGUAAAUUAUGAGUCGUGCAAAAAAUCCCUAAUUAAGAGAAACGAUUCAAAAUAAUUUGCAAUGUGAAAUGUCCAUACGAAGAGCGAUUCAAAAAUAUUCAGAAGCAUUAAAAUUUUUUUUGUUCUAAUCGUUUUAAAUCGUUUCUUUUAAUAAGGAACAUAUAUUUUUUUAUAACAAUUUAAAAAAUAUUGUGAAGUUUUAUGAUUCCUUUUUGGUAUGUAUUUUUUUUACUGCAUAUUAUUAUUAUUUUUUAAAAAUAUAAUUAUCAAAAGACUUUUUCUUAGAAACAUUUUUUUUGUCGAGGAAAUGAUACUGAUAUACGAGGAUAAAAACGCAAUUGUUGUUUAAUAUUAAGUGCGAUAUCAUUGAAAUAGGGAACAUGAGCUGUGUAUAAAAGAUUAAUUUACAAAAUAAUUUUUUAGAUUCGUCUUGAUAAUAAAAAAUAAGACGAGUUAUAAUCGAUAAUUAAAAUAAAGAAAAGUGUAACUACUGGAUAUGAAUAAUUGUAAAUAACUACAAGUAAAUAUUCGAUUUGAAAAAUUUUUUUAUUUAAUCAAAAAUUAUCUUCUAUGAUAAAUUACUUUUCGUAAUCUUACAAUGAAUAUUUAGUCAUUAAGUUUUAUGAUAUUUUAAAAGUUGUUUAUUUUAAAUUCGAAAGUGUAAAUAAAAAUAAUCUCUCAAUGUCAAAGUUUAUGAUCUGUUUGUAAAAGUGGUUCGUAGUUCAAAUAAUAUAACGUUUGUUGUGAUUGAGCAGUGGGACGAGUUGAAAUAAACUUUUAAAAGGGGAAUGGAAUAAUAUACCCGAUAAAAUAUUUUCAUACGAGCGAAGAAUAGUAGAGGAUUAAAUGCGGACAUAAACGUUUAGAGGUCCAAUUUAAGAACAGAUACAUAUAUACAUAUAUAUAAAUAUAUAGUAGUACAACGGUGAUAGUGAUAUAAAUGUAGAUUCAAUUUAACAAUUAUGACGGUCAAUGUUGCAUUAUAUUUCAUCAUUAUUUCAAUUUUAUAUUCAAAAACUACUGGACAUUAUAAUAACCCCGAUCCUUUUCAAAGAACUCUUGGUCAUUUAAAACCACAAAGUUCACCAGAUUUACAAGCCGAAGCCGCUAGAAAAUUGAUUGAAAGAAUUAUUGGAGAAAACUCAACACAUUUUAGUGUUUAUGUUGAUCCAAAUUUGGGCCCUAUAGGAAAAGAUACAUUCGAGAUAAAAUCCAUAUCCCCUGAGUCUAUAAAAAUAGUCGGAUCAUCAGGUGUUGCAGUAGCAUGGGGUUUUUACUAUUAUUUGAAAAAUUAUUGCAAUUGCCAUAUCGCUUGGGAAGGACAACAAACCAAAUUGCCAAUUGUGUUACCUGAUGUAAAUGAAAAAAUAAUUUCAAAUGAUAGGUUUCGUUAUUACCAAAAUGUUUGCACAGCUGGAUACAGUUCAACCUGGUGGGAUUGGGGUCAAUGGGAGAAAAAUAUUGACUGGAUGGCUUUGAAUGGUAUCAAUCUUGCUUUGGCUUUCCAUGGUCAAGAAGCAAUUUGGAAGAGAGUAUAUCUACAAAUGAAUCUCACUAAUGAAGAGAUCGAUCAACAUUUUGGAGGACCAGCUUUUUUACCUUGGUCACGGAUGGGUAAUAUCAGAGGAUGGGGUGGCCCAUUGUCUUUUUCGUGGCACAAUCAUACUAUUGUACUUCAACAUAAAAUACUUAAUAGAAUGCGAGAACUUGGAAUAAUUCCAGUUCUUCCUGCAUUUGCAGGCCACGUUCCACGUUCUUUUUCUCGUAUUUAUCCUGCUGCGAAUGUGUCUAAAAUAGGUGUUUGGAAUGAUUUUGAUGAUACUUAUUGCUGUCCAUUUUUAUUGUCGCCAACAGAUCCGCUUUUUAAAGUUAUUGGUAAAAAAUUUUUGCACGAGUAUACUAAUGAAUUUGGUACAGAUCACAUUUAUAAUUGUGAUACUUUUAAUGAGAAUGAACCCUUGGACAGUGAUAUUGAGUCAUUAAAAAAUAUUGGACAAGCUAUUUAUUCUGGCAUGACGGAAGUUGAUCCACAAGCCAUAUGGAUGAUGCAAGGAUGGUUAUUUGUUCAUGAAUCAGAUUUUUGGACAGAAGCACGAGUAGAAGCUUUUAUUACAUCAGUUCCAUUGGGAAAAAUGAUUGUACUCGAUCUUCAAUCAGAACAAUUUCCACAGUACAAUAGAUUUAAAUCUUACUAUGGCCAGCCAUUCAUUUGGUGUAUGCUUCAUAAUUUUGGCGGUACACUUGGAAUGUUCGGAUCAGCCGAAAUAAUAAACCAACGCGUUAUUGAAGCAAGAAAAAUGAACGAUAGUACGAUGAUUGGGACAGGCUUAACGCCCGAGGGAAUCAAUCAAAAUUAUGUGAUUUAUGAAUUAAUGAACGAAAUGGCUUAUCGGCGCAAACCCGCUGAUCUUGAUAAAUGGUUUGAAAAUUAUUCUAUACGGAGGUAUGGCGGAUGGAAUGAAUAUGCAGCAGAAACAUGGAAUAUUCUGGGCAAAACAAUUUACAAUUUUAUUGGUCUCGAGAGGAUCCGUGGACACUAUGUGAUCACAAUGCGACCAAAAGAGAAUAUUAAACCAUGGUCAUGGUAUGAUCCAGAGUCACUUCUUACCGCCUGGAAUAUUUUCCUUCGGGCUAGACCUGCUAGAGUUGAUAACAAAUUAUACAGACAUGAUCUGGUUGAUAUUUCACGUCAAGCUUUACAGCUGAUCGCCGAUGAGAUUUAUCUCAGUGUUAAAAAUGCUUAUGUGAAAAAAAAUUCAACUUUAUUGAGACGACAAUCUGCAUUGUUGAUUGAACUUUUUGAUGACUUGGAAAAAAUUCUUGAUUCGAGUGAAAAUUUCCGUUUGGGUAAAUGGAUAGAGGAUGCUAAAUUAUUGGGAACAAAUAAACAAGAAGAAAAUUUAUAUGAGUAUAAUGCACGCAAUCAAAUAACAUUGUGGGGACCAAAUGGCGAGAUACGUGAUUAUGCAAAUAAACAGUGGUCUGGAGUUAUUGUUGAUUAUUUUAAACCACGGUGGGAUAUAUUUCUUAAAGCUUUAUAUGAAUCAAUUGAAACAGAACAAAAGUUAAACCAAACUGAAAUCAAUCAAAUAAUUUUUGAGCAAGUCGAAAAACCAUUUACUUUGUCAAAUAAAUAUUAUCCUGUUAAUCCUCAAGGUGAUACUAUAGAUAUUGCUGUUGAGUUGAAUAAUAAAUGGCAAAAUUAUAGAACUCGUUUUAUUGAAAAAAAAUUUCGUAGACAUGAACGUAAAAGAAAAGAGAUGAAGAAAAAAAAAAUUGAGCAAUAACAUGCUUUUAUUAUUAAAGUUUUUUAUGACGCCCACUACUAGCCAUUUUUUAAAGUUUUUGCCGUUUUUACAGAAAUUUUUUUCAGUAAUCUAUUAUAAGAAAACUUCUUAUAGUGAUCACUAAAGGAGUUUUUUAUAUUAAUCACUGCUGUUGAAUUUUCUGAGAUUACUUUUAGAACACGAUAAGGAAACAUUUAAUCGAUC